GCCAUUCUGACAAUAAUUUUGUGUAUUUGUAAAAUUAGUUAAUAUGAUGGUAACAGAUAAUAAUAGCAAUGCAGUAUAUAAUUUCAAUGAAGUGCGCGACAGUAGUGCUAGCAAUUGUGAAUCUAAUGUCUGCAACAAGCCUUCAUCGCCGAGAAAAUUUUUCGAGCGGUUGUAUGGUCACCUGGAAACAGAUCGUAACAGUGUUGUGGAUGAAAGUGCAGAAAAUAACCGUUCUCCGUCUGUGAGUUCAACCAGUACCAGUCGAUCAUCGCCCACUCUAGAUAUCGAAGAAACGAGUGAGCAUAGGUCGCUUUGUAGUGAAAUAGUUCGAACAAGUGUAUACGAUCAGCUAACAUAUGAAUUUACAACAUCACCACUUGUUGGUCAUCCGGCGAUCUUCGGAGAACAAGGAUUAGCAACUGUAGCACCGAUGACUCCAAGCGCUUUUGGAACGUUCAGACCGUUUUUCGGGGUUGGUCCUGAUGGAUCUCAUAUACCGGCGGGAUUAUCAGCAUUUUUGGCUCGGAGGCGCAAAAAAGAGGGUCGCCCGCGUCGUCAGCGGACCACAUUCAGCAGCGAACAAACGCUUCGGCUGGAGGUUGAAUUUCAUCGCAAUGAGUACAUUUCCCGUGGAAGACGCUUUGAGUUGGCGGAGGUAUUGAAACUGUCAGAGACUCAAAUAAAAAUUUGGUUCCAAAAUCGACGCGCCAAAGAUAAACGGAUAGAGAAAGCACAGAUCGAUCAUCAGUAUAGGACGUUUGCUGCCGUAAACGGUCUGUUCUCUCCAUUCAGUGCCCAGUAUCCGUCAGUGCUGAAUCCUAACAUUACAACUCAGCCGGCGUUGCAUAAUGUUUUCUAUGACCAGCUCAACACACCCUAUAAGGAGGACCAUAGAAUCACUGAAUGAAUGCAGUCAGCCAA
This is a messenger RNA of Toxorhynchites rutilus septentrionalis, 921 nucleotides long. RefSeq names its product homeobox protein rough (gene ro). Gene Ontology annotation, biological process: regulation of DNA-templated transcription. Bases 44 to 907 code for a protein of 287 amino acids. The transcript has 3 exons. Lineage: Eukaryota; Metazoa; Arthropoda; Insecta; Diptera; Culicidae. Gene Ontology annotation, molecular function: DNA-binding transcription factor activity, RNA polymerase II-specific; DNA binding. The record is from RefSeq and is a predicted model, not a curated record.